AUGAUCAUGUUACCUUCGUUGGCUUCCAAUUUUUAUAGAAAAUUUGGUAGACAGUAUACUCAGUGGAAAUACUAUAAUUCAAUAUGUAUCGGCGCUUAUCGGAUUUUACAAAGAGAGAGUAUCUUAUCAUUACAAAAUAAUAAGAAUAUUUAUAGACGGAUUUACACAUCUGCAUAUUUUAAUGACAAAAGUGAAAUUAAAGAUGCUAAAGAUAUAACUGACAAAUUAACUGCAGGAGGAAAAGACUCGCAUAGAACUGUAAAGGAAAAAUCUUUAGGUGAUAUAAUUGUAAAGACAGAAACUGAUGCAGAUAAGGUAGUUACUAAAGUUACAAUUGAGAAAGCAAAGUCUCAAGAAACUGAAGAAGCUGCAAAACAAGCUGCUGUAGCACCACAAAAAAAGAAAAGAUUAUUAAUUGAUUUUUCUGCAUCAUAUACUGAAAGAAAUUUUAUAACACCCAUGAGAGCUAUGACUGAGUACUUGUUAAAGCAAUCUGAUUUGGAAAUGCUACCGAAAGUUCUCAGGAGAUCUCCAUAUGAAUCAGAGCCACCUAUCACUGUCUAUUAUAGAAAAGAUGUAGAAGCUAAAGCCAUUGAGGUAUGGGGUUCAAAAGACAGUCUUGAUAAAGAACUACUUAGAAGAGAGUUAGACAGAAGAAGAUAUGAGCAAGAUGUCUUUACUGUCAAAAGAAGAUUAAGAAACUAUAGAAGAGAAAUGGGCCAUAAACGGUUAAAACAUGGAGUUGAGGAAAUGGGUUUAAAAACAGUCUCUGGAAGAGUUGUGCUUACUGCUGUUGGAAUAAAUGGAUGUAAUUUUCUCUUUAAGCUAUGUGCUUGGUUAUACACUGGAUCCCACAGCUUAUUCUCUGAGUGUAUACAUUCUCUUGCAGAUACAGUUAAUCAACUUAUUUUAGCUUAUGGUAUACAUAAAUCUGUACAGAUUGCAGAUCCGGACCAUCCAUAUGGUUACACUAACAUGAGAUACGUCUCUUCACUCAUAUCAGGUGUGGGCAUCUUCUGUGUGGGUUGUGGUCUUUCUUUUUACCAUGGAGUAACUGGUAUUUUAGAACCCCAACCUCUUCAUGAUUUUUAUUGGGCUUAUUUUGUACUUGGUGGGGCAGUUGUUUCAGAAGGAGCAACAUUAAUGGUAGCUCUUAGUGCAAUUAGGAAAGGUGCUAAAGAAGCUAAUAUGACAUUGUAUGAAUAUGUGAUGCGGAGCUCCGACCCGUCAGUGAACGUGGUGCUGUUCGAGGACACGGCGGCGGUGGCGGGCGUGGUGGUGGCGGGCACGUGCAUGGCCAUCUCGCAGUACACCGGCAGCCCGCUGCCCGACGCCAUAGGCUGCAUACUGGUCGGCACGCUGCUCGGGGGCGUGGCAUCGUUUAUUAUAUUGAGUAAUGUCGGUGCUUUGAUUGGCAGAUCAAUUCGUCAAGAGCAGUUAGAUGAAAUAAACAGUGUAUUAGAGCGAGACUUUAUGAUUCGAGCCAUACACGACGUUAAGGGUAUAGAUAUAGGAAGUAAUCUUAUAAGAUAUAAGGCCGAGGUGGACUUCGAUGGCCGUGCACUAACAAGGUCUUAUUUAGAAAAGCAUGAUUUAAACACAUUACUAGAGGAUAUGAAGAAAAUAGAAACAAUUGACGAUGUAGAAUCAUUCCUACUCAAGCACGGAGAAAACAUUGUUGAUAUGUUGGGAGGAGAGAUCGACAGGAUAGAACUGAAGUUAAGGAAAAAGUUUCCUCAAAUACGGCACUGUGAUUUAGAGAUUUUG
Molecule: messenger RNA, 1767 nt
Organism: Brenthis ino (lesser marbled fritillary)
Lineage: Eukaryota; Metazoa; Arthropoda; Insecta; Lepidoptera; Nymphalidae
Source: the annotation of a GenBank genome assembly